Cuscuta campestris is the source of this 1379-nucleotide messenger RNA. The record is from the annotation of a GenBank genome assembly. NCBI's taxonomy places the organism in Eukaryota, Viridiplantae, Streptophyta, Magnoliopsida, Solanales, Convolvulaceae.
GACCCCACCAGCCGCGUAAAAACCGGGCGAGAGCGUGGUGCUGGACACGUAAUUUCGAGCAAAGUGAGGGGCACUUCCAGUCCUACUGCGCCGCGUGGUAUGAUUUCUAGUUCUAGGUCAUGUAGCUUGGGGUGCAAGUCACAGCGUGCAGUCAUUUACCAUAUUGCCCCCCAGGCUCGGAUGUCCAGGAGUGGUUUAUGUAUGGGAAGGUCUUGGCUGAUUAAUAGCAGAGGACUUGCACAGAAAGUGAGAAAUGCCAAUGUCCCUGAAAAACAUGGAGUCCGAGAUUGUGGGGCGACUCGCGAAUGCCCAAAUUGCCAUCACAUUGUCGACAACAGCGACGUUUACCAGGACUGGCCUGGCUUUCCUGCUGGUGUAAAGUUUGAGCCCUCUGAUGCGGAGCUCUUGGAACAUCUAGCAGCCAAAUGCGGGGAAGGAAGCUUGGAACCCCACAUGUUUCUUGAUGAGUUCAUCCCCACACUCGAGGGCGAUGAUGGAAUUUGCUACACUCAUCCAGAGAACCUUCCUGGUGCCAAAAAGGAUGGAAGCAGCAUUCACUUCUUUUACAGAACUAAAAAGGCGUACGCGACUGGGAAACGAAAGCGUAGGAAGAUUAGCAACGAGCAAAGUUUGAUGGUAGAGCGCGUGCGUUGGCACAAGACUGGGAAGACCAAAGCUGUGAUGGAGAGGGGAGUUCAGAAGGGGUGUAAGAAGGUGAUGGUCCUUUACAGGAGCGCCAAGAAGGGGGAAAAGCCCGAAAAAACGAAUUGGGUGAUGCACCAAUACCAUCUUGGGAGUGAGGAGGAUGAGAAGGAAGGCGGGUUCGUGGUCUCAAAGAUAUACUAUCAGCAGCAGAAGCAGACCGACAAGAUGAUGACGAUGAGUGCCAAUAGUGAUAACAACAAUGAUGUUCUUGUUCAUCUUCACCAUCCCAAGGGGGAAUAUUCAGAUAGGUGGACUGCCUGCCAAGACAUUCCCAAGACUCCAAUGGCUGCCAUCCCCAAUCCUCCUCGUGCUGGAGAAACGCCUUCAUGCGAUCACUCCUUGGCCGUGUCCCCCGUGGAUGAUCUUUUGAACUUGGAAAUGGACACUCUACCAGAGUUUUCUUUGCAGGAUCUGCAGUUUGGAUCUCAAGACAGCAUCUCUAGCUGGCUAGACCGGUUAUGAUCUUGUCCCGAAUCCGAGUUCGUUGAUGGCAUUUUGAGGUCAGGGAGGAUUCCUGAAGAAUGAUGAUGAGAGUCCAGUUUUGAUUUUGAGAUUUGGCCUCAUUUUGAUACAACCUUCAUCACCUUCAGUUCAUUAUUGUGUGUAUCAUAUGCUUUUGUGUUCUAACAAUUUGGUUUAUUGUUAAAGGUGUCAAUUAAAGAAUGUAUGUGUUU